Molecule: messenger RNA, 2567 nt
Organism: Gavialis gangeticus (Gharial)
Lineage: Eukaryota; Metazoa; Chordata; Crocodylia; Gavialidae
Product: C-X-C chemokine receptor type 2-like
Exons: 2
Coding region: 327-1319 (330 amino acids)
Cellular component (GO): membrane
Source: RefSeq, a predicted model, not a curated record
AAAACCAUAGGUUUGCUAAACAUGCAACGUGUAUGGGUUGAAUUACUUAAAACAGUUUCUGUUUUCUCUGCAGAACUGUAGGCUUUUGUAGUCUUAGUGUGCCUGUGAUAUUAGCUUGCUAUACAGCAGCUAAAGAAGUGACUGUAAUACACCCUCAUGAUCUGCUUCCUGCAUAAAUAAAAAGGGUUAUUUCCUCCAAACAGUAAUUAUAUUUCAUCUGACUAUUCACGGCAAAAGUCUCAGCCAGUUGCAUCUCUGGAACAUUUUCUUCAAGAGGUUACAUUUUCAAAACUUCACAAAACAGGAUAUUAGCUCUGAAUAAGAGGAUGAUUUCUCACAAUAUGACAUGGAUAAGGUAUCCAAGCAACAGCUGGGACUCCUCCACUGACAUUGAAGACGUCAUAGCUUCUCAAAACAUCAUAUCAAGAUUUAUGCACUGUUAUAUUGCCUUUUUUGUGCCAGCAGGUUUAUUAACUGGCAUACUGAUCCUCAUCAUCUUCAUAAAGAACUUUUCGCAGAAUCGCAUCUUAGAAAACCUAAAUAUAUUUCUUUUAGAUUUCACCAUCAGCAAUAUUGCAAUGAUUUUUUUCUCAUUUACUGUCAUACCGAGACCUGGCUAUCUAAAGGCAACCCAUUUAGGAUGUGGAGUUCUAUCUUUUUUUUUCAAUGUCAGUUAUUUCAAUUCUCAGUAUCUUUUGAUUUUGAUGCUUCUCACUUUACUCAGUCCAUUUUCAUCCACGGCUAGUUGGAUGACUAGAGCAACUCAAAGUCCUCUGUUAUGUGUUGGAUUUAUACUAACAUGUGCUUGCUGCAUGUCACUGGUAAUGGUGGCACUUUUAGGCACAGACAAUUACCAUGUGAAUACAGACUGCCAGGUAGAUCCAUUAUUUGCAUGGCCAGACUAUGAGAUUAUUAAAUUCACCUUUGGAUUUGGAAUUCCUUUGAUUCUCCAAUUACUCUGUUUUAUUCUAUUCUUCAUUAAAGCAGCACAAUCAGAAGCAAGAAACUUAAGAAAGCAUAGUCACAUAAAAUUAAUGCUUGUUAUAACCAUAACAAUGUUUUCAUGCCGUCUAUUUUACAACGUCAUGAUUCUCUACAGGACCAUGUUAAAGAUACAGGAAAGCAUUGGAACUUUCAAGAAUGAGCUAAUGAUGAAUGCUGCAGAGAUCGUAUUAUUUAUUGAGAGCUGUGUUAGCUUGAUAUUCAUACUUUGUCUUCAUAAACCAUUGAAGAAUGGAAUAGCAGAAAUCAUAGCAAAAUGCAAAAGAACAGACACUACCAACAACCGCCCUGAUCUUGGUGACACUGAUGCACUAUGAAACUGCAUCUCGUGAUUCCGUUGCCCUGCAGAGUGCUGAUAUUUUGUAUAUUUUAAAUAAAGGACAGCUAUCCAUCUGAUACAUCUUACAAUUGGUAACAACUGAAGGAAAAUAGUCCCUUGGUCCAAUUUUUCCUCAAGGUCUCACCAUCAAGUUGUUAUUUAUAUAAAUUAGUUCCCUCCACUUCAGUGGGAUUGUUCCAGUGAAAAUCAAAAUUCUGAAAAAAGCCCACUUAAUGUCGGAAACAGGAUGCUUUUGUGACAACUUCAAUAUACCUGUAUAGGAGUAAACAGAAGCACCUUCACCAAAGCUAAAAACUGGAGAAAGAGACAUUUUGGUUCUUAACUGAAUUUUCACAUGGAAUUUAAUCCUUCAAGGCUACUGAUAUUCAUACAUUACACACUGUUGCCUAAUUCCAAUGGUCAAAGACAAUAUCAGUAAAAUACAGGAAAACUUCCUGAAAUUGUGAUAUACUGUAUUGCCAGAGGGUGGGGUGCAUGAUUCCACAAUUUUAAAACAUCCACGUUAAGAACAUUCUCUCCACCUUCCCUUCCCUGUUGGCCUUGGAGAUCAUAGUAUUUUCAUGAUUUGUUUUAAUUCUCUUGUGGCAAAAACAAUCUUGAGUAUUAGGGAAGGGCUAAGCCUAUUUAUCCAUGUAAAGGGAGCAGCCUUUGGAGAAAGAAGUAAGUUCCAACGGCUCAAGUAGAAGACAGUGCUGGAUUGAAGGGAAGGCCCCCUAUGGUCCCCUAUGAGACAAAGUACUGGGAAAGAGCAACAGGAUGACAGAGCUACCAGGAAUAACCAUAACUACAUCCCCACAAAAAUGGCAGGCAAUUGGACAAAAACAAGAGCUACUGCUGGGAACAAUAACGGGAAGAACCAAAAAAAAUAACAAUACCUACCCAGAAUCCAGUACCUGUGGACUAUUUUCGGGGUCACUGACUUGAAUGUAUUAAAAAAAGUUCUGCCAUUUGCAGAGUGGGAUUACAUGACUUGCAGUUACAGGGAGCUGCAUAGUCUUGCUAAGGGCCCCAGUCACCUGUGUCUGGGGGAGAGACCGUGUUAUGCACUGGGAAGAUGCCCAUAUUAUCUUUCAAAUUUGUGCUUGUAUUUCCCCAUACAGCUUUGUAUUGCUGCUGUUCUGAAUGCAUUGGCAACCCAAAGAAGGCUGUAAAAAAGGUCAUUACAGAGCCAGGCAGAAAUGUAAAACAAUCUAGGUAAGAAGCAUUUUAAUGGCCAAGUGCAGAA